Lotus japonicus is the source of this 1113-nucleotide messenger RNA. RefSeq lists its product as uncharacterized. The transcript has a single exon. Gene Ontology annotation, molecular function: catalytic activity. The coding region runs from base 1 to 1113 and encodes 370 amino acids. The record is from RefSeq and is a predicted model, not a curated record. Lineage: Eukaryota; Viridiplantae; Streptophyta; Magnoliopsida; Fabales; Fabaceae.
AUGAGGAUCUUGUCGUGGAACUGUCGGGGGCUUGGGAACCUACCGACAGAGCGGGCUUUGAUUAAGCUCAUCCACUCCAAAGUUCCCGAUGUGGUGUUUGUUUCUGAGACUCGUUUAUAUGCAGCAGAGGCCCAACGGCGGCGUCGCCUUGGGGGAAUGUCAAAUGUUUUUCCGGUAGGUUGUGCUGGUAAUGGCAAAUCCAGAGGAGGAGGUUUGUGUAUGUGGUGGCGACAUGAUUUGGAGCUGGAGAUUAUUAACUCUUCUCUCAACCAUAUUAUGUGUACUAUAUUGCAUCCGGACACGCAGUUGCCUAUGACGUUGAUUGGGGUUUAUGGUUUUCCGGAUAAUCGGAGGAAGAGGGAUACUUGGAAUUUGAUUAGAGGUCUGCUCGGCGGCUCGGCUCGCCCUUGUCUAGUGAUUGGUGAUUUUAAUGAUUUGGUGUCUCCGACAGACAAGUUAGGUGGUGACCCCCCUGACUAUGGCCAUUUGCAGUGGGUGACUCAAAUGUGUAGCAGUUGUGAUUUACAUGAGGUUGAUUUUUCAGGGUACAGGUUUACUUGGUCCAACAAACAGGAAGAGCCGAAUAAUAUUCAGGAGAGGAUUGAUUUUGCUCUUACUAAUAGUGCAUGGGAUGCGCUAUGGGCCUCUACUUUUGUUUCACACAUGCAGAAGCACCGUUCAGAUCAUAGUCCCCUUCUCUUGACCUGUGACACUUAUAGGAGGAGAAAGGAACUAGCCAGAAAGCGAAUGUUCCGGUUUGAGGAGAUGUGGUUGAGAGAAGGAAGGGAAUGUGAAGAGGUGGUGUCCGAGAAUUGGUGUCAAGAGGGCGCUACGGUAAUGGAGAAGUUGGCAUUAGUGAGUGGAGCUCUAGAUGGCUGGGGGAAGGAAAAAUUUGGGGAUUUACCACAGAAAAUCUCUUAUCAGCAGGCUAUUUUACAAAAUUUACAGUGGCAGCAGCAGACAGAACAAGUAAUUCUCUCUAUGCAAGGGGCGGAAAAGGAGCUUGAUGCUUUGCUUGAGCAAGAAGAGAUUUGGUGGGGGCAACGAUCUAGAGCUUCUUGGUUGGCACACGGCGAUCGGAAUACUAGACAAUGGAAGGAAGUUUAUAGAUGA